AUGCAACAAGCCAAGUCAGUGGUUGAUAGCUGGAUAUCGAGUUCCGAUUCGGAGCAAGAAAACAAAAAAACAUCACAUCAGGAUGUAGUGAACAAGUUUUUUGCUUCGCAACAACAACAACCUGGAAAGCAACAUCAAAACAGAAGAAUGGGCCUCCAAGCCGAUAAACUCUCAACCGAAAGCUUGAAACAACAGCAGAAAAAUAAGAUGGAUAAAAUUAAUAACAAUUUAAAAUUUCAAAUUUUAAAAAAACAUGACAUCAGAAAACGCAAAAAGAGAAAGGGAGAAAUUGUUGACUAUGGAGAAGAAGAUGAGGAAGAAACUCUACAAACAAAUAAUUCAUCUUCAACAAAUAACAGUGAUGGUACUAAUAACAGUUCUUUAAAGCGCAAGAAUUUGGAUCAAAAAAAUAGUGAUGACAUCGAUGCAGGAGAAACCAAGUUGAAGCACAUCAGCAAAAAGAAGAAGCUCAAAAAGAAAAAAAAUGUGUAA
Messenger RNA from Naegleria lovaniensis, 492 nucleotides. RefSeq lists its product as uncharacterized. Lineage: Eukaryota; Heterolobosea; Eutetramitea; Acrasida; Naegleriidae. The transcript has a single exon. The record is from RefSeq and is a predicted model, not a curated record. The coding region runs from base 1 to 492 and encodes 163 amino acids.